AUGGAAAAGAAACCUAAUUAUUUGUUACUGUUUCUUUUACAAGCAAUAAUCCAUUGUGAUCAUCUCAUAAUAAUAGCGCAAUUACCGCGUCCUGAGAAUGUAAUCACUAGAUGCAAAAAGGGAGAUUUCAAUUCCGACGCUUACAACAAGCACCUAGACAUGGCACUCGAUUCCCUUUCCAGUAACGUUAGCAUCCCGAGGUACACAGGGUUCAAGAGUACCCAGUCUGGCAAUCAGGGUGAAAUAGUUAACGCGGUUGUCCUUUGUCCUCCCUAUAUUAAGGCGGAAGAUUGCGCAGAUUGUAUCAAGAAAUCAGCCCAACUUCUCAAAAGAGAUUGUCCCAAAAAAAAGGAAGCUGUAGUGUUUACUCUUGUAUCAGACAUGACGUCAUGCACAGUGCGUUAUGGCGAUUAUAAAAUUGAGGGGAAGUAUGACGAUUGGGCUUGGGUAAGCUUCAAAAACCCGAAGGAUGGUGCUGAUAUUCGUGCGUUACGUCAAACUCUUAAGGAUAUGUAUUACACGAUAAGAAAAACGACAUUCACAGGUGCAAAUGGAAUUCGUUACGCAAAAGUGUCUACAACUUAUGGGAGUAGCCGGCUCCCUUUUUACUUGGCUCUUCAAUGUACCCCUGAUAUAUCGGAAAGGAACUGCUAUGAUUGUUUGAAUUCGGCAGCUGACGGACUUCAAGAGAAUGGAGUUAAUCAAGGAAAGAUGUCUGCGAGAAGGUUAUCUUCCCAUUGCUAUGCAAGGUACUCACACGACCCUUUUUUCCCGGAGAAGUGA
Messenger RNA from Erigeron canadensis, 783 nucleotides. Its product is annotated as cysteine-rich repeat secretory protein 38-like. Lineage: Eukaryota; Viridiplantae; Streptophyta; Magnoliopsida; Asterales; Asteraceae. The record is from RefSeq and is a predicted model, not a curated record. The transcript has a single exon. Bases 1 to 783 code for a protein of 260 amino acids.